Daphnia pulicaria is the source of this 6356-nucleotide messenger RNA. It is a transcript of the gene rdgB, whose product is annotated as protein retinal degeneration B-like. The coding region runs from base 1133 to 5113 and encodes 1326 amino acids. Gene Ontology annotation, biological process: phospholipid transport. The record is from RefSeq and is a predicted model, not a curated record. Lineage: Eukaryota; Metazoa; Arthropoda; Branchiopoda; Diplostraca; Daphniidae. Gene Ontology annotation, cellular component: cytoplasm. The transcript has 11 exons. Gene Ontology annotation, molecular function: metal ion binding; phosphatidylinositol transfer activity; phosphatidylcholine binding.
GACAAUUGCAAGGCUUCCGAUUUUUGUUUCCUGCCCUUCCUAACCUAACAUAGGAUAGCGCGUGGAAACACAAAAGAAUUUUAAUCCGAACUCGAUGGCCAAUAAAUCUCGAAAGAGAGCCCGGGGUGACGUCAGAAAUCCAUAAAAAAAUGUUAUUGUUCUCUAGCGCCAUCUGUGAGUGGCGACAGCAACUGCUGGUGGACACCCCCCAACUUCGUUCACUUCGUUCAGUCCCGUUCCUGGUUGUAAGUACGAAAGGUUGUUGUCAAAUGCCAGUGGCAGCAGUCAGCAGGGGAAAAACCGUUUUUUUUUUCCGGGGGAAUAAGAAGAAAAAUUGAAUGGCGAUUUUAUACGUGUGUGUCCUGUGCUGGCUUGACUCCCGCCUUAAUCAUUAGACCUCAAUUCAAUUAGGUCUUUAUAGACUUGUUUCCUAGCUGCUCUAAACAUCCGGCUUCUCAAUUAACCUGCGUGUGUCGCUGGCCAAGUCUGUGUGUUUGUUUGUGCGUGGCGCUCCGUUGACAGCUCCUCUCUGCACCACCAACAUUUCUUUUGCUUUUUUUCCUUCCGUCUCUUUUUCCUUAUUCUUUUUUUGACGCACACAUUUGGACGACGACGACGAAACGGAAUGCGUCACGUCAGUCUGGUGGCCAGUCGACGAGAUUUCCAAACGCCAUGGAAUUCGGCCUCUGUAUCUGUUUGUUGACUCUACAUCGCCACAUUUACACGCAAACAGUUUACUCUAGUGAGAGGUCAGGGAGGGGAUAGAGCACCUCAGCUAUUUUCUCAUCCUCUCCCUUGUGUGUGAAUUUUCACUCUUUUUGUUUUGGGGUUUGGUUUUUGUUUCUGUCUGCCCGUCUAAAAACCAACAUAGCAACGCUUGCUUUUUUGUUGACCCCUCCUCCUGUCUGCUGAUGAAAUUCCCCUUUCCCAUUUGUUUGCGUCCCUAAUGGGAUGUCUACUCUCUUGCCAGUCAGUGUUACCAUAAUACAUAAUGGAAUUAUGGCUGCGAUAAGGCUUCUUCUGGACAGAAGUUUCCCAAUGUGAUCAGUAACAGUGUGUAGUCUCAACACUUCAAGCCAAGUUUCAUGUGCCAAAAAGUCAGCGGAUUCAAUUCCUGCCCGCUUCUCUCACCAUGUUGAUCAAAGAGUACAGAAUACCCCUGCCCCUCACCGUGGAGGAGUACAGGAUCGCCCAGCUCUACAUGAUAGCUAAGAAGAGCAGAGAAGAGAGCUGUGGUGAAGGCAGCGGGGUGGAGAUUUUAGUGAAUGAACCCUACUCCGAAGGCCCUGGAGGGUCUGGACAAUAUACUCAUAAAAUCUUCCAUGUUGGCAGUCACCUGCCUGGUUGGCUCAAGGCUCUUUUGCCCAAAUCUGCCUUCAUCGUGGAGGAAAAGGCUUGGAAUGCCUACCCUUACACCAGAACUCGCUACACCUGCCCUUUUAUCGAGAAGUUUAGUCUGGACAUUGAAACCGUCUACCGUGAAGACUGCGGAGACAUUGAGAACGUCUUUAAGCUCAGCAAAUCCGAGCUGAACGACCGAGCCGUCGAUUUGAUUGAUGUAGUGAAAGAUCAAUUGCCCACGGCUAGCGAUUACGUCAAGGAAGAAGAUCCAUGCGUGUACAUCAGCCGGAAGACGGGCAGAGGGCCGUUGAGUGACUCUUGGAUUCAAGAUUACUGGCGUGAAUGCAAGGGUCAGACGUUGCCCUUGUCCAACGGCAAGGCCAUCAUGUGCGCCUACAAGCUGUGCCGGGUGGAAUUCAAGUACUGGGGCAUGCAGGCCAAGAUCGAGCGGUUCAUCCACGACAUUGCCCUGAGGAAGACGAUGGUGCGAGCCCACCGGCAGGCCUGGACCUGGCAGGACGAGUGGUUCAACCUGACGAUGGACGACAUCCGCGAACUGGAACGGCAAACGCAGGAAGCCCUGGCCAAGAAAAUGGCGUCAGCCACGACGACGACCAGCGAAGGCGGCCUGGAACAACAGCAGCUGCAGCAAGAGGCCAAGACGAGCGGGGGAGUCAUUCCGUCCAGCCUGGUGCCGGCCUCGCCCGAAAUCGGCGGCCAGGAAACGGUGGACAGCAAAGGACAGCCGGUAGCAGCUGCUUCAGUCCAGGGAGCUCCAUCAUGGCCCAUGUCGUGCAUUUCCGAGUCGAGCAGCGAAGACGACGAGUUUUUCGACUGCCAAGAUUUCCGUUCCGGUCAGGCGGGCGGGGCCUUGUCACCGACCAUGGUCCGCUGGAGUUCAAUGGAGUUGGUCCCACAGGGCGAAGAGGCUGACGAACUGGACCCUGCCGAGAAAGUGCCAGACGAACGAAUCGAAGAACGGGACAGCAUCUUUUCGGCUGGUUACCUGCAGCGGUUCGGGGCUAAUCAAAGGCGGCCGUCCCGCAAGCUGGUCAGCUCUUUCCUGCGGGCCAGUGGAAGUGGCCGGUCUCAAUCUCCUGGCGGCACGGGUGGAUCGAAUACGUCGUCGCUGCAAUCGCAUCCGGCCAGCGCCCUGAUUUUGGUGUUCCACGGCGGCACCGUCCUGGACGUCUCGUCUGAAGUGGCCAACAAAGCCGCCGAUUUGGCCACGUUCCGCAGCAAUUUGGAGGCUGUCAUCCGUCAACAUUUUCCCAGUUUGUGCUCGGGUCGCUUGGCCGUCCGUCUCGUCUCAUGCCCAACCUUGUGCCCAGAUGCAAUCACCGUCCUCAACAGUUUGUCUUGUUCCUCAUCCGCUUUGGUGGACCCUGUCGCAUCGCCACUACCACCGACGUCGGCGGAUUCUUCUCAUCCGGCCACGUCGGACUCGUCGGCAGGCGAUUCAGUUGCUCCCCUACCACCGGCCGCCAACGCCACCAGUGCUCCUCCUGCAGCCACCGCCUGCUGGCCACCGCUGGGCUGCCUGCCGCUGUUUGCCGCCUCGUCGCCGGAAUACGCCGACACGGUGACCCGCACGAUUGUGGCGGCCAAUCUCGCCUAUUCAGAGUUCCUCAAAUCGCCGGAAGGUGGUGGCUUCUCCGGUGCUGUGGCCGUGGUGGCCGACUCGGCCGGAUCCGUCCUCCUCUACGACGCCCUUUGCAAAUCAUCCGACCACAUGGACGGCCCUGGCGGCGACAUUCAGUCGCACUUCGGCGGCAGCGACAACAGCAUCGCUGAAGAACCCGACCAGCACAGUCCAGGCGGCGUCUUUGAAGAGGAGAAGAAGGAACGGGAUCACUUUGCUCCUUCCGGCGCAUCGUCCUCUUUCAAAAGUCCCAGGUCCUAUCAUCACCUGCAAGCGCCGACCAAUCGCCGGCACUCCACAUCGGCCAAUGAUCACGGCCCAACUCGUCACAGUUCCUCAUCCGCCGCCAUUAUCAAAAAUUCUUACCUGGACUUUGAAGUGGGCGAUUGCUUCCUCCUGGGAAGUCCGCUCUCGUUGGUCUUGGCCUUUCGCAAGUGGAGCCACAAUCACCACGGCGAACGUUGGCCUCGCCGUCCUCACUGCCACGGCAUUUUCAAUUUAUUCCACUCGAUGGAUCCCCUGGCCGCCCGUUUGGAGCCGCUCCUGUCGGCCCGUUUCGCCAACACUCGGCCCGUCUCUGUUCCGCGCUAUCAGCGCUAUCCGCUGGGCGACGGAAAGUCCAACACCUUGGUGGAUUUCGUCCAGAACAAUCCCCAGCUGUUUCAGGAGCCGACGUCGUCGACACCUCCCCAGCCAAAGGCCGAGGACAACAACGGGCUGAGCAAGCGACGACAGUCGGACGGAUCCUUCUUCCACGGAAGUGACAACAGUCUCGGAUCCGAUCCUCUGGCAGCUCAAAUGGCUUCACUGUCGCAGCGUUGGUGGGGUAGUAAACGAUUGGAUUACGUGUUUUACUGCCCCGACGGACUGACAUCGUUCCCGCCGUCGGCGCUGCCCCAUUUGCUUCACGCCUCCUUCUGGGAGUCGGCCGACGUGGCGGCUUUCAUCCUGCGCCAAUUGAUGCGACUAGACGUCAGCGGUGGCGGAGGAGGAGUUGGAAACUCGGCUGGAUCGGUUGACGAAUAUUACGGCGACAUCAGGGACUCUAACGGCGGAUCGUUGCCCUUCAGUCCCGGCACCCCCUGUGAGAAGUGGAUGCGCAAACGGACGUCGGUCAAGAUCAAAAAUAUCGGAGCCAAUCAUCGAGCCAACGACAUUAUCGUCAACGAAACGAUGCCUCAGGUUAUCGUCGCCAGGUUCAUGUACGGGCCACUGGACAUGGUGGCGUUGACUGGCGAGAAAGUGGACGUUCACUUUUUGCGCGAUGCCAACAACGGCGAAUGGGAUCUCAUCGCCACCGAAGUGACGGACAAGGCCGGUCGAUUGGUCUGCACUCUGCCGCCGGAUCGAACUCUCCCGCCUGGACUUCAUCCCAUCAAAAUGGUGGUCCGUGGCGAUCACACGUACGCCGAUUUGUACGUGGCCGUUUUGCCGGCCCGGACCCAGGCCGUCGUCUUCAGCAUCGACGGAUCGUUCACGGCCUCCGUGUCGGUCACUGGACGUGACCCCAAGGUGCGGGCCGGCGCUGUGGACGUUGUUCGCCAUUGGCAGGAGCUCGGCUACUUGAUCAUCUACACCACUGGCCGUCCGGACAUGCAGCAACGUCGAGUGGUCUCUUGGCUGGCCCAGCACAACUUCCCGCACGGUUUGCUGUCGUUCGCCGACGGGUUGAGCACCGACCCGCUGCGCCACAAGGCCGACUACCUCAAACUGUUGGUCAACGACGUCGGACUGGAGAUCAGGGCCGCCUACGGUUCCAGCAAAGACAUAAGCGUCUACGCCAGCGUUGGCAUCAAGCCGGAGAACAUUUACAUUGUGGGCAAGGUAUCGCGCAAGCACCAAGGUCAAGCCCAGUCUCUCAUCGAAGGUUACGCCAGCCAUUUGUCUAAUUUGGCUUUGCAUCAGUGCCGGCCGGCCCAGAUCAAUCCUUACCUCCUUCUGCCAAGGGGUUGCCUCUCUCUGCCCGGUCACGGAGCUCCUCUUUUACGCCGAAGAUCGGCGAAACGGGCGACAUCUUUUCCGAUCUCGACGGUCGUCACGGGAGUCAUUUACACGACGUCGUCUGCCGCGACGAUGGUGGCCUCGACUGCCGUCACCAAUACUCAAACGCUGGCCAACAAGUCCAGCUGAAUCCCCCCCAGUAAAAAACCAAAACAAAUUCGAUUGCCAACGCGGAUGUAGUCCCCCUUAAAAAAGUUCGACCCCCUCGUUCGUCUCUAGUGUUUUUCUUUCAAAAAACGUAGUUGACUGUCGUCUUUUUUCUCUUCUUCUUUCUAUAUACUAUUUCCAAAUCUCUCAUCAUCUUCGUGUUUUGUCCGUCUAGCUCUCUUUUUGUCUUUGUGUCCAAACCCCCCCUCAAAUCAUUUCAGGAAAUCUUUUUCUUUUCGUACCCCCCCGCCAACUUUUGAGAUUCGUUUGAUCGAUGACGUGAUGUUGGGUUAUCGAUCGAUUGAUUAUUUGGCUUGUUUAUUAUUAAUUAAUUGGGCUCUGGGUUCCUUAUAUCAUUCAUUGAUUAACAUCAGGUUUCACUGCGGUGGAAGAUUCGCAACCAUUUGCUCCAUCUUGAAAGAAAAAUUAGCAGAACUAAGUCGUUUCGGGAAUAAUGAUUUGCGGUUUACCGACGGCCUAUUCUCAUUCAUUUCCUCAAUAAGUAAAUUGUUUUUUGAUUCGCUUGUCUAUCGUCGUUUAUUCUUUUUCUCACACCUUUUGCCAGAUGGCCAGAGAGAGGGGGAAUGCUAAUUUAAGUCAUUGGCGCUAUUGUUCGUUCGUGUUGUUAUAUACUCCCCAGUUUCGUGAUUCUAUGAAGCAGAGAUUCAUUCUUUAUUAACAGAGAAAAAGUAAAAUUGCAGAGUAGAAAAGGGAAAACGAUUUUGUGAUGGAGAUAAUGCGACUGUUUAUAUACAUACCUAGGCGAUUCAAAUCAAUAACCUACGUAAUAUUAUAUAUAAUGUGUACUAUCAUCAUCUCAUUAAAUAAUAAUAUUAUAAAUUUACGUAAAAAAAAAGGGAGGGAAGAAGGGGGAAAAAGUUGUGCGACAAAACUAUUUUUCGUUGUCUGUUUGUUUGUUCGUUGGUUGUCUUACAUUAUCUUUAUUAAUUUUUCUCGAAGGAGGAGGAGCUUACAUAAAUUAUUCCUCCGCUCUCAUCCCGUGCGUGUUUUUUUUUCAUUCGAUUCUGUACAACAUUAUUAUUAUUAUGAUUAUUAUUAUUAUUAAUCGGUGUAUAUGAUUGUGCGUAUGUGCUGUAUUAUUAUCAUUAUUAUUUAUUUAUUAACAACAAUUCCUACAUAUGUUAUCAUGAUGUCAUUAACUACUAUAUAUAUACAAAUUAGACUCUACUACAUCAACAAUAAUAACAAUUCUCGGUGACUGAAA